AUGGGAGAUCCACAAGAUGUAAAAAGUAAGGGUCAGGACCAUUCAUGGUCUGGACCUGAACACAAGUUGUUGCUCCGAUCACUGGUGGAUGCAAUCAACCAUGGUUUUCGUGAUGCUAAUGCAGACGCUGAAGUCUGGGAUGUCUAUUUGAAGGCUAAUCCAGGUAAUAAGCAUAUGCGUGAUGAUUCAUUCGAAGAUUUUGAGGAAUUACGAAUGAUAUUUGGACAAAAUACUGCAACUGGGCAGAAUGCUAUGGGAUUAGGUGAUCAUGUUGAUACACUUGGCUCACAAGUUGAAGAAGGCGAGAGGGAAAAUGAUUUAGACUCUGUCCAAGUCAUGAAUGAUGGAGAAGGAAUAGUACACCAGCAAGUAUAUGAACAUGGAGUUUGUUCUUCAGCAGAGAAAAAUAGAGGAGAUAAACUUCCCCUCAGGAAGAAAGCUAGAACUGAUUCUAAUUUAGACAAGGCUUUGGAUGAAGUGACAGAAGUCAGUAGCAAGAUUUUUGGCAUGAUACAACAGCGAUGGGAAAAGGAAGCUGUCGAAAAAGAAGCUGAAGAAAAAGCUAACAAUGUUUGGGAUGCUAUCAAACAAAUUCCUGAUUUGGAUGAUGAUUUGCGUUAUGAGGCAAUGACCCUUGUUCACAGUUUAGGCAUGAAAUCUGGCUUUGUCAAUAUGUCUGCAGCAGAUCGUUGUGGAUGGAUUAAACAAAAUCUUCGUAAACCAUGA
Messenger RNA from Eruca vesicaria subsp. sativa (arugula), 726 nucleotides. Lineage: Eukaryota; Viridiplantae; Streptophyta; Magnoliopsida; Brassicales; Brassicaceae. The record is from the annotation of a GenBank genome assembly.